AUGGGUAACUUAUUCACCAACUACUGCUAUUGUAUUAGUAGAGAUCAUCGAUGCAUUCAACCCAAAGCUACACCAGAAAACAAUAUUCUUGAAGAUGGUCCAAUAAAAAUCAUCGAUUAUUCAGGCUUAGCAAAAUAUUCCAGCAGCAUCAACGAUUUCAAAAAUCAAAUGAAGCACUUUGUGCCAUAUGAAAUCCGAUGUAUAAAGGAUUCAUCAUUUGAUACCGAUCAUUCAUAUGUUAGAGUAACUGGGGUCAGUCAGCUUACUAAAAAAGAUAUAACUAUCGAAAUUUCUUAUUCUUUGGGGAACUUCGUAAUAUGUAUUUCCCCUUAUUGGGAUUAUGAUAAUAGCAGCAAAAUUGCAGGCAUUUUGGAACUUUCUUAUAAAUUUCCUAAAAACACAGUAACUUGUAACUCAGAAAUUUCAUUUAGAUUUUAAAGAUUUUUUUGACUGGCUUGAUAACUAUAAAUCUGAGGAAACAAAAUUUGAGAUAUAUGAAGAAUGCAAUAUGGGAAAGCUCAUUUUUAAAGUAUUUAAAUCGAUGGGAAAUAAAAUUGAAGUUUAG
This is a messenger RNA of Blepharisma stoltei, 565 nucleotides long. Lineage: Eukaryota; Ciliophora; Heterotrichea; Heterotrichida; Blepharismidae. The record is from the annotation of a GenBank genome assembly.